UUACAAGUGAAAUUUGGGAUGAUAUAGUUGAAAAUAUGUCCUUAGCUUAAAUGAUUCAGAUUACUUUGUACUGAAUAGAUUGUUUUGAACAAUAUGAUGAUUUAUCCAAUGAAGGAAAUCGUUUCGAUUAAUUGGUUGCUAUAACAGUUAAAAUGUUAUCGGUGAUACUGAUCUAUACAACUUAUCCAUUGCAUGUUUUAACUCAACAUAACCUUACACCAUAUGGAAAAGCUACACAGAGUUCUAAUUAUGAAGGAAGUUUACCUAUAAAUGCUAUAAAGCCACCUAUAUCAAAUACAUUUAGUAGGACUCUGUGUUCCCAUACAGGCAUCAGUAGUAAACCAGCUUGGUGGAUGUUUCAUUUUUCUUUCGGAUCUGCUUACAUCACAGAUAUACAAAUAUACUACAGAGAAGGCUAUGCUUCUCGUAUGGAUGGCUUUAAAUUAUAUGUAACCAACACAUUAACUAUACCACCGGACGGUUAUCUCUGUUAUGAAGAUGGUCCUGGUCUUCCAAGCACUACCCAGACUAUACCAUGUAAUCAACUCGGACAGUAUGUCAUUUAUUACGAUGAUAGAGGCGAUUACCAAUUUGGACCAAUAAUUGAAUUAUGCUAUGUUGCCAUCAAUGGCUGCCCUAAAGCUACUUGGGGGAAAGACUGUUCUCAAACAUGUCCUUCGAAAUGUAUAGACAAACACUGCCAUCCUGAAAAUGGUUCCUGUUUUAUGGAAUCUUGAACUGGUACUACGAUACACCUUUAAAAUACAUCCCUAGUGACAGAAAUCCAGAUAGCUAUAUAUAGCUAGUAAACAGAUGAAACUAGGAUAGAGGAAAUGAGUUCCAUUUUGAUUGCAGCCAUUAUUUAAACAGCUCACCUUACCUUUUGAAGCAUUAUCUUUUGUGUUUAUGGUAUAAUUUGCAACAACAUAAGAGGAUAUCAUGCAAAGUGAAAGCUGGCAACCCAUGGAUAGUCCUGUAUCAAAUACCUCAACAUCAGUGAAUUUUGACCUCAAUGAGAGCACAACGGAAUAGAGUUCAUUUAUGUAAAAUACAAGUUCGAUAAUCAACAAAAACAUGUUAGUAAUGUCAUAUUACAGAAUUCAAUCCUGUA
Molecule: messenger RNA, 1111 nt
Organism: Mytilus trossulus (common blue mussel)
Lineage: Eukaryota; Metazoa; Mollusca; Bivalvia; Mytilida; Mytilidae
Exons: 7
Coding region: 153-737 (194 amino acids)
Source: RefSeq, a predicted model, not a curated record